Molecule: messenger RNA, 6375 nt
Organism: Carcharodon carcharias (great white shark)
Lineage: Eukaryota; Metazoa; Chordata; Chondrichthyes; Lamniformes; Lamnidae
Gene: srgap2
Product: SLIT-ROBO Rho GTPase activating protein 2
Exons: 22
Coding region: 986-4213 (1075 amino acids)
Biological process (GO): negative regulation of cell migration; signal transduction
Cellular component (GO): cytoplasm
Molecular function (GO): protein binding
Source: RefSeq, a predicted model, not a curated record
CCUUUGCGUUUCCUUCAAUCACGGAAGAUUUCCCCCCUCUCCUUCCUCCCUCUUUCUCAACACAACCUAUAAAUCAGAGGCGAGUUAAUUUUGCUGUAAAAGAUUUUAACAUCUUGUAAAAGAGGAGGAACGCGAUACGUUUGGGCUGAAUUGCUACCCGCCUCAUUCUCGCUACAUCCCCCGGACACAUUUCAGCUCCAGUGAUUGUUACAGGCGGGAUACAAAACUGCAACAUUUCGGGGGCUCCGUUCGCCCUUUUCUGCUCUGACCGCUCUCUGGAUCACCUUUUUUUUGUGUAGGGAACUUAAGAAAAACUUCAGUUAUUCUCAUCAUCUCUUCACCUCCCCCCCCAACCAACCAACCAACCAACCAGGACUUUUGUUUGUAAAAAAAAAACACCCCCCUGCAAUAAUUACGGUUUUACUACCAGCGCUGAUUCUCUUAAAACAAAACCCAUUCAUUUAUAUAUAUAAAAAAUAAAUAUACAGAUGAAUCAGCCGAAGUGUUUGCCAUGGUGUGUAUUGGAAUUCGCCUGGUCUAGGAUUGCAGUAUGCUGAGCCGGGAUACAAAGAAACACUGCCCUACAUUCUCGCACACUCCCCUCUCUCCCUGUGAUCUCCACCAGCUGAAGGCUUUUUAAUUAUUUUCUAACCCAUCCCCUGCCUCCCUCCCUCCCUCCCUGCCUGGUUUGAAGGACCUUCGCUGAUUUGAGGGGAUUCGCUGCAGUUAGUGCUGUUGUCUAUCGUUCUGGUUUUGUCUUUCUAUAUAUAUAUAUAUAUAUAUAUAUAUAUAAAAAUCCCUCCAUGGUCAGUUUCCGUCUUGAUUUCAGUUCCUGCGGGGACUCGAUUCGCACUAACCCUCCUUAUGGACUGAUUGAGUGAAAGGCGGGGAGAGAAUAAAUUCGCCAGCAACAGGAUUAGCGUCUGAUCACUGCAUCUGCAAUUCUUUUUUUAGUGGAAGAAAAACAAUUUCUAGUCGAGCAGUCAUGACAUCGCCUGCUAAAUUCAAGAAGGACAAGGAGAUUAUUACCGAGUAUGACACACAAGUCAAGGAGAUCCGAGCCCAACUCCUGGAACAGCUGAAAUGUUUAGACCAGCAGUCUGAGGCCAGGGUGCAGCUCCUUCAGGACCUGCAGGACUUCUUCCGGAAAAAAUCCGAGAUCGAGAUGGACUACUCGAGGAACCUGGAGAAGCUGGCCGAGCGUUUCAUGGCCAAGACCAGGAGCACCAAAGACCACCUACAGUUCAAAAAGGACCAGAACAUCCUGUCUCCUGUGAACUGCUGGUAUUUGCUACUGAACCAGGUCAGGAGGGAGAGCAAGGACCACACCACGCUGAGUGAUAUCUAUCUGAACAACAUCAUCCCACGCUUCACUCAAGUCAGUGACGACUCUGUCCGCCUCUUCAAGAAGAGCAAGGAGGUUGGUGGGCAGCUGCACGAAGAUCUGAUGAAGGUUUUGAACGAGUUGUACACGGUUAUGAAGACCUAUCACAUGUACAAUGCUGACAGCAUUAGUGCAGAGGGCAAACUGAAGGAGGCAGAGAAACAGGAGGAGAAACAGAUUGGCCGCUCUGUGAAGCAGGAGGAUCGUCUGGUCGGACGCUCCCCAGAUCCAGCGGCAAACAUUCGAUUUGAGGAGAAGCACCAGAGACGUAGCUCAGUCCGCAAGAUCGAGAAAAUGAAAGAGAAGCGUCAGGCAAAAUACACAGAGAACAAACUCAAGGCAGUAAAGGCGAGGAACGAGUACAUUCUGGCACUGGAGGCCACCAAUAGCUCCGUCUUCAAGUACUACAUCCAUGACCUGUCUGACCUACUCGACUGCUGUGACCUCGGGUAUCAUGCUGGUAUGAACCGGGCAAUGAGGACAUUUCUAUCGGCAGAGGUCAACGUUGAGCAGUCUAAGCACGAAGGGCUGGAGAUCAUCGAAAAUGCUAUCGACAGUCUAGAUGCCAGCAAUGAUAAGCAGCGUCUUAUGGAGUUGUACCACACUGUGUUCUGUCUGCCACCAAAGUUCGACUUCCAGCCACACAUGGGGGACGGGGUCUCACAUCUGUGCGUCCAGCAGCCGAUGCAGGGAGAAUUGGUUUUACGAUGCCAGCAACUCCAGUCCAGACUGGCCACCCUGAAGAUCGAGAAUGAGGAGGUGAAGAAGACCAUGGAAGCCACGUUACAGACAAUCCAGGACAUGGUUACUGUCGAAGACUUUGAUGUGGCUGACUGCUUCCAGUACACGAACUCCACCGAGUCUGUCAAAUCCACCCUUUCAGAAACCUUCAUGAGUAAGCCCAGUAUCGCCAAGAGACGAGCCAAUCAACAGGAGACCGAGCAAUUCUACUUCACGAAACUGAAGGAGUAUUUUGAAGGCAGAAACUUGAUCACCAAACUGCAGGCGAAACAUGACCUUCUACAGAAGACUCUGGGAGAAAGCCAGAGGACAGAUUAUUCCCUUGCCAGUGGGCGGCGGAACUCCAGUGUGAGAAAACAGGAUGGGAAUCAGAUCAUUCCUCUCGUGGUGGAAAGCUGCAUCCGUUUCAUCAGCCGACACGGUCUGCAGCAUGAAGGAAUUUUCCGAGUGUCAGGAUCGCAAAUUGAAGUUAAUGAUAUCAAAAACGCCUUUGAGCGAGGUGAGGAUCCUUUAGCAGGGGAUCAAAAUGACCAUGAUAUGGACUCGAUAGCAGGAGUACUGAAACUGCACUUCAGAGGAUUGGCCAGCCCGCUCUUCCCCAAAGAGAUUUUCCACGACCUCAUUUCCUGCGUCACGAUUGAAAAUCUUGCCAACCGAGCUCAUCAAAUCCGCAAAGUUCUCCUGUGUUUGCCAAAACCCACCAUCAUCAUGAUGCGCUACCUAUUUGCAUUCCUCAGCCACUUGUCCCAGUUCAGUGAGGAAAACAUGAUGGACCCGUAUAACCUGGCCAUCUGCUUCGGGCCUACCCUGAUGUCUGUUCCAGAAGGCCAUGACCAAGUUUCCUGUCAGGCCCAUGUCAAUGAACUGGUCAAGUCCAUCAUCCUCCACCAUGACACUAUUUUCCCAGGACAAAAGGAGUUGGAUGGUCCUGUGUAUGACAGGGGGAUGACAGCAGAGGAUUACUGUGAUAGCCCUCAUGGGGACCCUGUCUCUGUCGAAGAUGUUGUGCAAGAUGUUGGGACGGAGCCUCACACCAGUGAAGAUGAAGGUGAGCCAAUAGAAGCCAUUGCAAAGUUUGAUUACACUGGACGCACAGCUCGGGAGCUCUCCUUUAAGAAGGGUGCAAGUCUGCUGCUCUAUCACAGAGCUUCAGAAGAUUGGUGGGAGGGUCGACAUAAUGGAAUAGAUGGACUUGUCCCACAUCAGUACAUUGUGGUUCAAGACACCGAUGAUACAUUCUCUGACAGACUGAGCCCAAAAGAUGACAUUGAGCCAAGCAGUGCACCUCCCCCGGUGGAACAGCCCCUGUCCAAGAGCAGCGUCAGUUCACCUACGGGACAUGUUGCUGACAUCUACUUAGCAAACUUGAACAGGCAGAAGAAGAAGUCCGAGUCCGGGAGCAUCCGGCGCUCGUUCCGAUCUGGUGAAGGACAUGGUGUCGCUGGGCAUGGGUUGCCAUCCUCGCCUGCAGACGGUGUACCACAGGCUUCAGCCAGUCCCAGGAGCUCUCCUCAAGUAACCCAAAACAGCGGCAAGGAGACUGUGGACAAGCGGCCGACGGUGGCCCAUGGCAGCCUGAACUCGGUUACCCGUCGGCCGUCAGCAAACCGGGCCGACAGUCCGCAGGUUCGUAAGGCGAUGGCAGCGGGAAGAUCCAAGAGCUUCAGUAACCAUAAGCCACUGGACCCGGAGUCUAUAGCACAGGAUAUCGAAGCAACAAUGAAUUCAGCCCUUAACGAGUUACGUGAACUGGAGCGUCAAAGCAUAGUGAAACCUGCCCCAGAUGUGGUCCUGGACACCCUGGAACCUAUGAAGACAUCUCCAUCAGUGGCUCCCACAUCUGAACCUUCCAGCCCCCUCCAUUCCCGCAUCCUGAAGGACUCGGAGUCCUCUCUCCAGAGGAGUGCCAGCUCAUCCGGGGACAUGCCAUGUACCUUCAGGCCAGUGAAGUCCGUGAAAAUAGCGGCCCAGGUGAAGCCUCCUGCACUGAGGCCCAAACCCGCGGUUUUUCCAAAGACCAAUCCAACCGCCCCCAGCCUCGGAUCCCCAACGACGCAGCAACCAACAGACAAGUCUUGCACCGUGUGAGACCCUCAGUGUGGGCACAGGGACGACUGAAUGAGUGCUAUUUGAUUGUUCAUGAACGGGGAAAGCAGACUGAAAUGGUGCCUUCCAUCAAUGUUGAGCUCGAGGAAUGAUCUUGCUUUGUAAUAGGAUUUUGGUCCAGCCAGAACGCCAAUCAGCCCUGACUUGUGAUGAACUCUAGAUCUUCCCUCCGUGUUACUCGAUGCAUUAAAAACCAGCAGAGCCCAGCCUGUUCGGGUGUAAUGUUUCCGUCUUCUCGGUGAAAGUGGGAACAAAUCUAAUGCAGGCUUCAUUCAGUCCUUGCAAACCAAAUAAACCUGUGCAUUGGUGUUUGCUCCAUCAGUCUUCCCAACUUUCCAAAUCCAUUGCUUCCCAGAUCUUUGCCCGCAAACCCACUGGAUUCGUCACUUUCUCUCUGUACCACCCGCGUUUGGUUAUUGAAGGAAGAACAAAACAGUAAUGGAAUCAUUUGUUGCCUUGAAAGCAAGAAUUGGAAUUUUAUUGUUUUUGUUAAAUCCUCAUGACUGUUAUGGUAACGCGGGUAUUUUGGGGCCUUUGCCUUGGCUCAGACAUUCACCAUAUCCAUCAACGUGGGAUAUGCGAAACCAUCAGUUAUUUUUUUUUUAAAAAUAGCUGUAGUCCAAGACUUGCUAUGUCUCAUUUUUUAAUUUUAUUUUUGAAAGCUGAGUACGUUUGUAGUACUAAACUUAAAACGAUGCUUACCCAUUCAUGUGCCAUGGAAGUCGAGGCCUUGUCAAAGGCUUCAGAGUUUAGCACAAAGGAAAAAAAAUUAAAAUUGCUGCAAUUAAUUUUUAAUUUUUUUAAUGGACUUUUAUUGUGAACAGUUCAGUGUAAAUGGUGAAUUAUAUUUUGAAAGAUUCAUGGUAUUGAAAACUGGAAAUGUUUUGUAGGGUUAGCUGAAAAAAAAUAAUAUUUUUAGGGAUAGAUUCCUAGCCAACCUCUGAUGCUGUACUGUGAAAGUUCCACAGCACAAUCAACAAACUGGCUUUUUAUUACUGAAUCUCUCAUUCAUUUAUUUGUGAUCUUAGAAAUGUUUAAAUUAAGUUUGAUUCUCAAUAAUUCCUUUCAUUUUUGUCGAUGAGAUGUUCCAACCUGCUUAAAAUGUAUGUGUGCUCGGUGUUUUGCUAAAGUCCAAGGGAGUGAGUGAUGUUAUCUCUUUAGUGUCUAAAUGUGAAGGAUCAUUUAAACUGUCGCAAUUACUGUGAGAUUCAGGCAUGACCCAGUGUUAGGCUGAUUUUAAACAGGUCAGGAACCUCUCCCCCACGCCUGGCUUGCGCUGAGUUGCCUGAUCUCGGGAGCUGUGAUUGUGCUCAAUGCUUCUGGGUUGGGGAAGAGAAAUAAGAGAAGCCUUAACCCACUCUUAUUCCCUAGUCAACAAGCAAUUCCCCCUCUCCCCCACCCACCAUGUUCCCACUGGAAAUGCAGCUUUGUUAUCGAGAGUGAGUGCUGGAUUGGGGCUGCCCCAUGGUAAGAAGGCAUCUGAACACUCACCGUCCAAGCACCACAUUUGAUUACAAUGGCAGAGGGCCUGUGGAAUUCCGCGCCCCAGAAACGGUCAGAGGCUCGAAUCGAUUUGCUGCCUGCACAGACAAACUGAGAUGAGACCAGCUGGGCCGAGUGCUUCUCCAUCCGGCUCCUUCCACACACCACGGCCUCCUCGCUCACUGAUAUCAGCAUCACACUGGCUCAAGAUAAACAUCUCCCUUCUGGCUAAAUGUUGAACUGGGAAUUCCCCCUUGUUCCAAGUUAAGGAACUGCCUGGAGCCCAAAACCAGCCUCUCCCCUGCCCUCCACAGAACACACAAUGUUUGUUUUGUGGGACUCGAGCUGUGCAGGUAAGUGUUUCAGCAACGUAUCCUCCCUGGUGUUUAAUGAGUGUGCUAAAGUAACCUGAAGAACUAUCUCCUCCCCCCUCAAAAUCGCCCAAUAAAAAAUUACCAUAAAUAAAGCAAUCGCAUUCCUUACCCAAUAGGAUUGUACAUUUUAGCGCUUGCUCUCGCAGUCCUGCUCACUGAUGGACCAAUAGCUGAGCUCCUAAAGUUGCAGCUUUAAUCAAGAAUAUCCGAGAUGUUUGUGGGGCCAGUAAUGACCAGCGGCCCCCUCCCCUGACCAAUGGACAGGCGGACCCCCUCCCCUCACCAGCG